Cydia amplana is the source of this 1052-nucleotide messenger RNA. RefSeq lists its product as uncharacterized. The transcript has 8 exons. Lineage: Eukaryota; Metazoa; Arthropoda; Insecta; Lepidoptera; Tortricidae. The record is from RefSeq and is a predicted model, not a curated record. Bases 22 to 1026 code for a protein of 334 amino acids.
GCAAUUGUUUGCUUUGUCGUGAUGCCACUCAGCAGAUCCAUGCCUCUUAUGCUGAAUAACUACACCGUGUCUCGUCUUGGUCGGAAGUUGUAUGUGGAUGACCAGAAAGUGCUCGUUGCACUGCCGAGAGAUAUUAUCCCUGAACGAACUUGGGCCGAGGUCCUCCAAAAAGAGGACACAGAGCUGAUGGUGCUCGAGAUCCGGGAGGAUAUCGUCGAAGAAGCCCUAAAUAUAGGCUACGGGAGGUACAUGGAGCGCCAAACAGCGCCUUUCACCAGCCACUGCGCCGCUCUAGCCUGGCUUAAACUCAUAGACUGGCACUUCUACAAGCACGACCCGGGCGAAGAUCCUUCCGCCUACCCUCCCUGCUUCAUCCCGAAGCGCGUGGAAUCCUGGACCCCGGACGAGAUGCCCCUACCCUCCCCCAAGGACGCCUGGGGCCGGAUGAACCUGAACGUGGUGGAGGAGGUCGUCGAAGAGACGCUGAGGAGGUGGCCUAGCUCCCAGUCCGUAGACCUGCCCGUGGUGGACGAAAUUCCGCCAGAGUGCCGGUUUCCGGGCAAGGUGUUGCUGCCAGGAUACAUUUACGAUGAAAGUUCCGAUUAUGACACCAUUACGUUUGACGAGAGCGUUUCUUCGGAUAUGGCCACCGAGAGUGAGCUUCUGCAAAAGGUCACUAACUACACCCCAGCAGAGACUUCCAUCAAGUCAAUGACCACGACGACAUUCGGCUCCCAAAAGGGUACAACCACGGAAACUACAGAGGUAUCGAGCCCUCUCCACGGAGGGGGGGACUCGGCCACACGUCCCUCCAAAAUGCGCUCCCAAUCAACCAAGAGUAAGAUCUUCAACCGAUCCAGCAUGCAAAGGUCCAAAAUCAGCCUGCCUCCUCUCCACACGGACUCGCGGUCAAGAGUAUCUGUCAUCUCAGACUGUCGGUUGCGAAACCUCAGAUUGGACACUCAAUACGAGAUUACUUCAGAGAAGAUAGCUUCGGUGCCGAAAGUUAAUAUCAAAAGAAAGUGACCAGUUGGGUAUGGUGCAUACCUUAU